This is a messenger RNA of Electrophorus electricus (electric eel), 3172 nucleotides long. It is a transcript of the gene pik3r6a, whose product is annotated as phosphoinositide-3-kinase, regulatory subunit 6a. NCBI's taxonomy places the organism in Eukaryota, Metazoa, Chordata, Actinopteri, Gymnotiformes, Gymnotidae. The record is from RefSeq and is a predicted model, not a curated record.
CCGCCGUGUUUUGUUCGCCGUGUGAGCCGCAGCGAUGCGGCGACUUUUGCUCAAUCUGCACAGCCGUAAUUAUUAAAAAGAGUCCGAGCCGUUCCCUCGCGCUCCCGAAAACCUAACUAGGCUGCGAUGUACACAAAGCGCGCGCCUUCUGUUCAGUACGGCUCCCUGGAAUGUACAGCAUGGGGCGCGAGCGGUGAGAAAACAGAGGAGAGUGUGGUGUCCAUGGCGGACUCCACCGUGACCGUGGAUGACAUCGAGGGCGAGUUGCUGAGGAUUGAGCGGAUCCGAGACAUCCUGGUACGGAGGGAGUCAGAGCUCAGAUACAUGAUGGAUGACAUCCAGCUGUGUAAAGAGAUCACAAGGCUCAAAAAGGAGCUUCAGACACUGAUCUCUGUUCCAGAUAAAGACAAAGCAAGCGAGGACAGACAGAGGGAGGAGGAGCUCCUGCAGGACAUCCAGAAGCUGGUGGAGGCCCGAGACUACCUGGUGGAUGACGUGGAGUUUGAGAGGCUCAGAGAGAGAGAAGAGGACAAGGAGAUGGCUGGUUUCCUUAAGUCCAGAAGUACUCUGAUUCAAAACGCUGCUCCGGGUAGACAUCUGGGUGCCAGUGGUCAGAGGCAGUGGCCAAACUCCUCCCCCUUGGUGAGGAAGACGGGCCUGGCACUGCUGAAGGAGUGCUGUGGCUUCACCUGCGCCAUUAUGUAGAACUAUGGAGGAUCGCAGUGCUCCAAAGGGACUGCUGAGCCAUCAUCACCCACCCAGAGCAUGCUGGGAACUGUUACAACUGUCUGAGAGAAAGCAUUUGGAGUUUUGUGGUAGAGAAUUGUGCUGCUGGUGUAUGAUCACUCUCCCAGUGCUUUUGGCUCUUGUUUGAUUAUAUAUGAUGCCGUACAUGGCACUUUCCCCCAUUUCUGCUCCUUAAUCCUGUUUCUUUUCCACGCUCUGUUUCUCCCUGAGAAUAGAGAAUCGGCUUCCCCUGGGUCCCACUGCUCACCAUCUAGCUGGUUCGCUGUCAUCUACCAUCCUUUUUACCCAUGAGGCAUUGCGGCAUUGUGUCUUUACGAAAGAUCCCACCAUCCAUCAUUGUUACCAAGUCCCAGGUCACUGUCCCACCCUCUGCCUCUCUCUCUUUCACACUUUCUCUUCCCCCAUCUCUCUGUUUCUCUUAUUCUCCUGUUCCAGAUUUCUGCUACAUGUCCCUGAGGUUUGAACCGCAGGGCAGCAUGGAGACCCCCCUACUCUCCACUCCUCUGUUUGUUUCUGCUCUGUAUUGUGUCCAGUCCCCCAGAGUGUCCUGCCAGCUCUGCUGAGCUGGGUAUUCUUCCAGUCUGACUCUCUCUGUGCACCAUGAACGCAGUGCUGUGGGCAAAGGUCCCUCUAUAAUAUAAGGGAUUCUUCGCCGUGGAGACCAGUCUCCAUAGCAACUGAAAUAUAGACAUUCCACGACAUGAAUUCUGUGUGAUGGACCCUCUUCAGAUACAUGCAGUUCAUCCAAAACUCAUUACUGUGCAGCAGAGUGAGAAUGUUGUAGUGUUGCGGCUACUAUUGUGUCUUUUGGUUUUAGGUGUCUUGCUGUUGUUUGUUCUUGUUUUGUGCGUAUCUUGUUGUGUCCUCUAACAGCAAGGACUACACCAAAGACUGCCCCUAAUAUUACCAUUGUAGUUAAAAUGGACCCUUACCUGGAUGUGUUUCCUUAAGAACUUCUCUGGGUUUGACCUGGCUGAGUUUGGCUCUGUAGGUGUUCCAGCCCAGGUGUGAGGUACUGUGGAGUGGUCUUUUCUUUUUGCUAAGAGGGUAUCUUCAUGCCACCCCCCCCCCCCCCAGCUUGAGUUGGCAUGUUGCUUCAUAUAACUGUCGUAUUUUUAGGUUUCGCUGUAUAAUUUUACUAUUCAAAUGUAAGCUUUUAAAUCCCAAAAGUUCUUACUUCUACUUGAUGCUACUUGAUGGGAAUCAUUGUGUGUUGUUCUGUUAGUGUGUUGUUCAUGUGGGCCAUUUUCUGCGCGAUAGUUUCACAGAGCUAAAGAGAUGCAGUUUACAUGCGCACGAGGCCCAGGGGAAGCCACCCUGAUAGGCCUGGAGGUCAGACCAGGUAAGACUUAGUGCCACACUUCCUCCUCAUUCACCUCGAGUCUGACCUUCAGAAACGUCAUGGAGAGGGGGUAAUUUAUUUUUGUUAUGCCUCAUUGUAUCACAUGACUAUUCAAAGGCGAGCUGUUAAAACCCAGUAUUUUUUUUAGAUUUGUUGUUGGUGGGGGUUGUUGUCUGUCGGUGUCGCUCGUGUGGGUAUGUGGUGUGCAGCACACCUGCUGUGGCUUUAUUGAGCGCUGAGCUCAAAUAAAGCAUCCUGAUGCAGAUGUUUUCAUAUGCUCUGUACAAAAGCUCUGAUCUGCAUUACUUUUGACCCCAGCACUGGUACAGAAGCCACCCAGUGGAGGUGGGUUAUGCCUGGAGCACGUGAGAUAAUAUAUUGAAUGAACGUUUUGAUGAAAACGCUGAAAACACGUGCAUGCAUGCAUUCCUCCAUCUGCGCGUUUGCAGGAAACAUUUACAGUAAAUUCAUGCGCUAGCGGACCUGGCCCACUAAUGCAUUGCAGCCUGGCCACAAUAACCAUGAGUGACACACUCAUAUUGUCAUGCACGCAGCUCUAGCUACUGUUACCAAAAAAAAAAAAAAGAACUAUGCGCAGUGAGCUUUCUGCCACGCUAAACUGCAGACUUCUGCCCCUGCUGCGAGGCUGCACUCUCUGCAGGUCUAAAUUAGUCAGGCUGUUGAGCUGCUCCUUUUUAAAAAAAAUCCUCCUCGCCUCAGAUCUUUGCACGGUGAAGCCCAUAACGUCUGCGGCCACAACACCGAGUGAAUUCUACGCGAACCAAGCACACGCGCAGCAGCGGACGGUCCGGCUGCUCUUCUCGUGCGCGCUACACAUUAGAAUGCAUAUCCCAUUGCACAUCCCAGACUACGGAAAAGACCCAGUCAGCACAGGACAGUGGAUAGAAGUGCAGGUUGUUAUUUCCAUAAAACACAUCGAAUAUAAACAGACAUUUUGAAUAUAAUGUAUAAUAUAUAGUCUGACUGUCUUACGGAUGCUGUGGUGUGUACGCUGUGUAUGUUCUUUUUAUUCUUAUUGACACUUUAUUUUUAUUAAUCUGUCAUAAAUCUUUCCCACCUGUA